This is a messenger RNA of Leptosomus discolor (cuckoo roller), 306 nucleotides long. Lineage: Eukaryota; Metazoa; Chordata; Aves; Leptosomiformes; Leptosomidae. The record is from RefSeq and is a predicted model, not a curated record.
AUGUUUGGGAAACAAGACAAAAUGGACGUUAGAUGCAGUUCAGAGACUGAAGCUAACCGGGUCUCGAAGAACGGACAUAAAGAGGGCAAGGAAAGCAAAGGGUCUGAAGGAAAUAUUUCUACUUCUUUUUUGAAGGAUCAGCAAGGGACUUUUUCUGCCUCUGCAGCCACGGAAGACUGUAAUAAAAGUAAAUCUAGUUCGGCUGAUCCAGACUAUUGCAGGAGGAUCCUAGUUAGAGAUGCCAAAGGUUCAAUCAGAGAGAUUAUUCUGCCUAAGGGGCUUGAUCUGGACCGUCCCAAGCGGACC